Molecule: messenger RNA, 2652 nt
Organism: Struthio camelus australis
Lineage: Eukaryota; Metazoa; Chordata; Aves; Struthioniformes; Struthionidae
Source: RefSeq, a predicted model, not a curated record
GAGCUACUUCCAUGUGGGCUUCCUGCUGUGGGUUGCUGAAUGAAGUCAUGGGUACUGGAGCUGUUCGUGGUCAACAGGCUGGCUUUGGGGGAGGUACUGGCCCAUUCAGAUUUGCACCAAAUACAGACUUCUCGGCAUAUCCAUCUCCAGCUGCGGGAGGAGCUAACAUAGUUUGCAAAGCCUGUGGACUUUCCUUUUCGGUUUUUAGGAAAAAACAUGUGUGUUGUGACUGCAAGAAGGAUUUUUGCUCCGUUUGUUCAGUCUUACAAGAAAAUCUCAGAAGAUGCUCUACUUGUCACUUAUUACAAGAAACAGCGUUUCAGCGACCUCAGUUAAUGAGAUUGAAAGUAAAGGAUUUGCGUCAGUAUCUGAUUCUCAGAAACAUUCCAACAGAUACUUGUAGGGAGAAAGAAGACUUGGUGGAUCUUGUGCUGUGCCAUCAUGGAUUAGGUUCUGAGGAGGAUACGGACGCUGGUAGCUUGCAUUCUUCACGGUCACAGACUUCCACUUUUUUUACUCAUCCAUUUUCUAUGUCUGUAUCAGUGUCUUCUCAAGGAGAACUUGCAAACAGAAGAGGAAGCACAGGAAAUGGAACACCUUUACGGGGACAAACUGAAACAUCUUUGGUAAAUAAUGAAGAGGAAGAAGAAAGCGCAGAAGAGCAGACCCCUGGAUUGUCCAGAAAGCGAGUGAGGGCAUCUUUGUCUGAUAUUUCAAGUCUGGAAGACGUUGAAGGGUUGAGUGUUCGGCAGCUGAAGGAAAUACUUGCAUGUAAUUUUGUCAACUAUUCAGGAUGCUGUGAAAAAUGGGAACUCGUGGAAAAAGUGAGCAGACUAUACAGAGAGAGCGAGGAAAACCACAAGACGCAGGGAGAGAAGAUGCAGCUGAAUGACAACGAUGAUAACCUGUGUCGGAUCUGCAUGGACGCGGUGAUUGACUGCGUCCUGCUGGAAUGUGGUCACAUGGUCACUUGCACAAAGUGUGGCAAAAGAAUGAGCGAGUGCCCCAUCUGUCGACAGUAUGUUGUACGAGCAGUGCAUGUAUUUAAAUCUUAAAUGAAGACCAAAAAUUGAUUUUUAUAGUCGCCCUUUGACUUCGAGGAUUUCUGUGAGCAAGAGUACUGAAGCUUGGGACACAUGGCAGAUUUUAGUUCUCAGACUAAACCAUAAUAAAUAUUUUGAACAUUAGGAUAGCGAAGUUUGUGAAGCGCUUUUCUACAGUGUACCUAAUCUGACAGUGGGGCAGUAUGAUGCCUGUGUGUACAGUAAUAGAGCUGUCUGACUUACUUACCUUAUAAAACCACAAACUGUUCAAGUCAAACUGUUUACAGCAGACCUAGAAUCACUUCUUGCUCUCUUCUGAAGAAUAUCACCCUUAAUUAUUGCAUUAAGUGUUCAAGAAGUGGUCAGGAAAACACCUUUACUUGACCAUAUUGUUAGACUAUUACACUGUCUAGUGCAUUAGAAGCAAUGAAUUUAUCAGUUGACUAUUCAGCUUUUAUGUAACUAAAUAUAGAAUGUAACUGUUCUGACACUGUUCCUGCAACAGUGUUAACAGCCUAUAAAAUAAGAUUGUAGAAAGCACUGCCAUUAACUGUACCUGCACAGAAGUUCUUAGGCAAUCUAUUUUUUGCUGAUUGCUUCAUUCAAAAUGUCUGUCAUUACCUGUGUAUUGUCUUGGCCAUUCUUUGUAAAUGUGCAACAAGCAUAGUCAUUUUACAGGGCUCUAUCAUGUGGUGUAUGAAUACCACUUACUUUUUUUUUUAAGUGUUUUUUUUUUUGAAUGGGUAUAUUAAAACACAUGCUUGUGGUCCUUAAUCCAUUCAUGCCUAUUAUAACUGUAUUAAGAUUACAUGUGAUGAUUGUACUUCAUGUGCUGACAGCCUGAUGUUGCUGUGAAUACUAAUCAGGGUCAUGAAACCACUUGCUGCUAAUGUUUGGAAUGUAUGGUAUUACUAACCUUAAACAAGUAGGGUUUUUUAAUUAAGGAUAAGGGAGAAGAAACAUGGUAUUUGUUGAAAUAAAUUUGUUUUAACCAAGGCUGGGCCACUAUUAAACAAGCUUCUAGUUAAGUUGCGGAGUGACCUGUGUGUAAUCCUGUGUUGGUCCAGUUUCUAGCUGGAUUUCUUACCAGCAGUAGGGCACGUAUCCUCUUGAAGCAAACAUCUCAAGUCUGUGAAAGGUUCUCCCUCUUUACCAAGCUGUUAGGUGUAGUGUGUGUGUGUGUGUGGGGGGGGUGUCUUGAUGCAGUUUCUUUCCAGAGGCUGGGUAUUGUGCCCUACGGUAGGCACUUGGCUCUGGCUGUGCAUAGCAGGCCAGGAGCUGCCUGGUCUCUGCCCCUGGAGUAGGAUGGGGCAGAGACCCCCUGCUGCAGCGUGGGUCCCUGCUUAGCAGCUGGUGAGGGUAGUUGCAGAAAGGAAGCUUCUGCUUGAAAGAGUUCCAGGGGUAGCUAAGUAACCAAGGCAAGUGCAGCUACUUUAGCUAGAACUGAAAGAAAUGCAGUUUAUUGGCAAAGUAAUGGAAAGAGGGAAGAGAAAUGUUGCACAGUCUCUAGUACCUGAGAAUGCUUACCUCUGCUCUACUACAUGUCCUUCCUGCUCUUUUCCUUUGUGUGGAAAAUUAAGCUGGCUCCUAGGCUUAAAAAAAAAAAAAA